Knipowitschia caucasica is the source of this 330-nucleotide messenger RNA. The record is from the annotation of a GenBank genome assembly. NCBI's taxonomy places the organism in Eukaryota, Metazoa, Chordata, Actinopteri, Gobiiformes, Gobiidae.
AUGCUGUUCGUAAUUGCGCACGUCUGGUUGGACAAAUCCGAGGCUUCGCCGUUCCCCACGGAGUUUAUGAUUAAAGACUGGGUGGAACAGAUGCAGAAGGAUCUCAUCUCUUUGGCAGACGAGGCCACCGCUGGGAGAAGCCUCAUUGAGAUCUUCAACAGGAACAAGGGCUUGUACACGAUAGAACAGAACGAUGCGGACAAGUUGGUGGACCGCGCUGCCUGGAACAUCGAGCAGCUGCUGAGGAAGAGGUCUGCAGCCCUGGAGGUAAGCCCUGGUCAUAGUCCGUUCACCUGCAUGGACAGAUCGCUACCAGGACUCUUCAUAUGA